CACAGCUCCUCGACGUGAGCUCACAGUGCUUGCUUGUUCUUUUCUUUGUGUCUUCCACACAAGUGCUCCUUAGACAUGGAGAGCUGUGUGCCACGCUGGACUUGCCUGCUGCUCGCUACUCUUCCUCUUUUUCUUGCGCCACUAGGGAUGUGCCUGGAUGUUGUAGGUGCUAAAGAAGCCCAUUGUACUCAGAAUGGUCAGGUGUACGCUGACAGGGAUGUCUGGAAACCUGAGUUCUGCCUGAUCUGCGUGUGCGAUGCUGGGAACAUCCUGUGUGAUGACGUCGUGUGUGAGGAGGUCCUGGACUGUGAGCAGCAGGACUUGGUACAGGGAUUGUGCUGCCCAGUCUGCCGGAACGCAAGUGAUGGAGACGGAGUGGGUAAUGAACUCGGCUGCUCCCAGAAUGGUCAGGUUUACGCUGCGCAUGACAUCUGGAAACCUGAGCCAUGUCAGAUCUGCAUGUGCAGCAACGGGGCUGUCGUGUGCGAAGCGGUCCAGUGUGGGGAGGUCGGGAACUGCAUGAAGCCAUACCUGCCGCCUGGAGAAUGCUGCACAAUAUGCCAGGACAAGGGUAAAGAAUUCAGCUGCUCCCAGAAUGGUCAGGUGUACGCCGACCAGGACGCCUGGAAACCUCGGCCCUGCCAGAUCUGCGUGUGUGACCACGGGACCAUCUUGUGUGAAGAGUUUAAGUGUGAGGAGAUCCUGAACUGCAAUCAGCCGUACCUGCCACCUGGAGAGUGCUGCCCCGUGUGCCAGGACGGUGACGAUGGAGGCAUUGUGGCCCGGAAAAGACGGCAGACGAGGGCAAGCAACGCUUACCGUGUUAGGCUCCGCCCUGCCCAUUCUGGACGUUACAAAAGGCGGCAGAGACCUGAAGGUGGCAUCCAUGUGUGACCCGGAUAUAAGACCAAAAGGGGCCCCCGAGUGACACCAAAGAAGUGCUUAUUCAUCAGCGUCCUUUCUGUUGUGCCCUUGCGCACCCUUCUGUUUUCUGUUGCCAAAAUGAAAAUAAUUUAAAAUAAAUUUAAAAAAAAUAUGAUUAUCAAGU
Messenger RNA from Polypterus senegalus (gray bichir), 1048 nucleotides. RefSeq names its product cysteine-rich motor neuron 1 protein-like. NCBI's taxonomy places the organism in Eukaryota, Metazoa, Chordata, Cladistia, Polypteriformes, Polypteridae. The record is from RefSeq and is a predicted model, not a curated record. The transcript has 5 exons. Bases 76 to 894 code for a protein of 272 amino acids. Gene Ontology annotation, molecular function: protein binding.